This is a messenger RNA of Trichosporon asahii var. asahii CBS 2479, 1023 nucleotides long. RefSeq lists its product as uncharacterized. The record is from RefSeq and is a predicted model, not a curated record. The transcript is spliced from 3 exons. The coding region runs from base 1 to 1023 and encodes 340 amino acids. NCBI's taxonomy places the organism in Eukaryota, Fungi, Basidiomycota, Tremellomycetes, Trichosporonales, Trichosporonaceae.
AUGCCCUCCGUCCUGCACACCAUCAGGCGGAUGACUCGGGACGACGUGCGCUCUUCGCCCCCCGCCGGCCCGGCCCGGGCACCCACCAGGCGGCACGGCUGGAUCGCGCCGCCGCUCGCGCCGCGCCCACAACGCGCAUCCACCGACUCGCAGGACGAGCAUCCAGAGGAGGAGUACACCUUUUUCGGAACGCCGCGCAUUGCGUCUUCGUGCAGCUGCACGGGAUGCUGGGCCACGCCGCUAGCGCACAACCCGGCCACUGUCGCCGCGACAGUACGUGAUCGCAAACCCCUCCCCUUCCUUCCCACACGGAGGAAGCCAGCCCCGAAACUGGACAAGGACGAGCUGCAAGCCAUGCGUGAGGCGUACCCCACUCCUCCGCCCGAGACUCAACCUCAUCCGCUUGAACGCUGUGCGUCCCCCGAAUCGGUCCACUCGUACGCUGCCUCGCAGGACGAGCAGGACGAGCAGGACGAGCAGGACGAGCCGUCUUCUCUGCCCGACACCCCGCCCCCAGUGCCCGAGAAGGACGACGUGCAAGCUGUGCGAGCGCAGUACGAGCCCGUCUCCGCCGCCGAGCUUAAGAGCCUGUACGACGAGAUCUGGCUCAGUCUGCCCGAUGAUGCCGACACAUCCCUCCCCGCUUCAUCGACCGUCUCGACUGCUUCGAUCCCAGGAUCCGCUGUGCGCUCCCCAACCCCGAUCGCGGCCCCUCCCCCACCCUCCCCCGUGACGUCGACCUCGGGCUGUGCUCUCCUCAGUCGCGAGCGCGAGUCUCGCCGCCCUCGGCCGCUCGCCCAGAAGGCCCCGCCGGCCGACACUGAGCUCGCCUUGCUUUGCCAUCGUGGAUCCCCCCGUUGCCCAACCCACGCCCCGGGUGUCGCGCAGCUCGACGAAGCGCCGGCGCGCACCGGAGGCAGCCAUGAGAAGGGUCACGCCCACGAAGCCGAGCGCAGGCCGACGGCCGCACCCUGGAGGUCCGCGUCCGAUCGCCUAGGCUCCCCGGAGGUGUAUGAGUACUAG